Drosophila grimshawi is the source of this 945-nucleotide messenger RNA. RefSeq lists its product as uncharacterized. Lineage: Eukaryota; Metazoa; Arthropoda; Insecta; Diptera; Drosophilidae. Bases 23 to 868 code for a protein of 281 amino acids. The record is from RefSeq and is a predicted model, not a curated record. The transcript has a single exon.
AUUUUUAUGAAAAUUGAAAAUCAUGCGUCGCCUACAAGAACCAAAUAUGUCACUCUACGAUGCGAUGCAAGUCCAGAACUGUAAAACGUUCAACUAUCGAAAUAAGGAAAUGUACCCCAGCAUUCGACCUCCAGUAUCUCCGUGUAGUCCUGAUCUCACAGCCCAAUGGUUAGCUCAUGCGCUGGAGGACAAUGGCUGUGAACGUCCAUUUGACAUGGAGAACGAUGAUAUCGUUGAGGUCUGGAAACGUAGUCCGAAAAAGGACUCGCUUCGGUUCUACGGCAUAGGCUCAGCUAUUCACAAGCCGGAAGCAAUUGUUUUUAAUCAACUAAUUUCAAAAUGCCUUGAUAAGGUUAACCGUCCCAAGCCUAAAACCAUCAAACCAAAAACCAUUCCGCCUGAGAGUGAGAACUACCCAGAGCGGACUUCUGAAAACUAUGUCCUUAAUCGCCAGAAACUGCAGUCGAAAAUCGAUAGAAAGCCCGCUGUACGGGAAGUCGUAGACGCAAGCAAUGCACUCAACUGGUUUUACUGCCCAUUUAGCCAAAGUCAACCUAAAGUUUCUCUUCGAAAUGCUCUUGACAUGGAACGCCCAGGUCCCAAGCCUAAGCAGCGUCUCAAGCGCAAACACAAGUACUGCGAACCGCAAUGUGAUAUUCCUGAGAAUAAAUGCACUGAAUUUGAAUGGAGUAAAAGUCAACAAGAUACCAAGGCAUAUCAGGAUGCAUACAAAAUUGAGAUGGCACGUUUGGCGAAAGAAUGCGAUACUGAUCAACUUAGCUACGAUGAGUUAUACUCGGAUCUGAUAACCUGCUUGAAAAAGAUUCAAAGAAAGAUCCAUACUCGGAUGCUUAUAAGUGCUGCAUGAAAGGCAAUAAGCAGGGUGGCGCGAGUGGUUUGGAGGGAGGUGAUAAAGGUGCUGGUAAAGAUCGAGGUGGAGGUGUA